GAGUGGAGUGGCACAAGUUACCGGGACAAAAACGACAUAAGAAAAAAUGUAUAUAUGUUAAAAAAAAAUAAUUAAGACCUCGAUGUGUCGAUGUUUCUCGCUGUGGCUCUUGUUGGAGUUUUUUUUAAACAACUUCACUGGAAACUGUGGCCGGAAACUGCAGACUGGGGUUAUUGCUUGACCUUUGGACAAGAGAUCACUGGAAGAAAGGCAGACUGACCCUCCCUCAAACAGCCCGGCUGCCUCUAUGCACAUCAACCUGAGUGUGGCCAUCAAGGAAUCUCGUGCCUUUCAUGGAACACAGCCUGCCCUUCCUGCCGCUGCGGAAGUGACGACCAUGGAGCCGCGUGCGGCGCUGGUCGCUCCUCCACCGCCUCCUCUAGCACCUCCACCACCGCCGCCGCCUCCUCCCCCGCCUCCCCCCACGGCUUCCACCUCUUCCUCCUCCUCACCUUUAAGCCGUGCGGAUAGCGCUCGUCGGAGCCGGCUGAGGAAGCUGAACUGGGAGCGCAUCCCCAAAGAGAAGGUGGAGGGGAGAAAGAGUGUGUGGAGUGGGGCGGCCCCAGAUGAAGAUGAGUUCCCCAUAGACCUCCAUUCCCUGGAUGAGCUGUUUGGUCAGAAGGACAGUAAGCCGCGGGACCGAACCAGCACCCUGAGACGGCGCUCUUCACUGCUGCACUGCAGAUCCCCUCAGGAUAGCUCAGAGGAGAUCUCCUUAUUGGACUCCAAACGCAGUAUGAACAUUGGAAUAUUUCUACGUCAGUUCAAGAUGCCGGCUAAGGAGAUAGUUGAGGAUAUCAGGCAGGGCGCCGGAGGCCGUUACGGAGCGGAGAAGCUCACAGAGCUCUGUAAAUUGCUGCCUGACAAUGAGGAGGAGUCUCGCCUUAAGAAGUUCAGCGGGGACCGGAGCUGGCUUGGAGAGCCUGAUCUUUUCAUGCUGCUUUUGGUGGAAGUCCCCAGUUUUCGCCUUCGUCUGGAUGCCAUGAUCCUGCAGCAAGAGUUUGACCCUGCUGUGACCUCUCUGUGUGUGGCAGCCAGAUGUCUGAGAGAAGCAGCCCGAGAACUGCUGAGCUGCCCAGAAUUACACUCCAUCCUUCGUCUGGUCCUCAAAGCGGGGAACUAUAUGAAUGCAGGUGGAUAUUCAGGAAACGCUGCUGGUUUUCGAAUUUCAUCGCUGCUAAAGCUGGCGGACACUAAAGCCAACAAGCCAGGCAUGAAUUUGCUGCAUUUUGUUGCUAUGGAAGCUGUGAAAAAAGACCAGAGUUUACUGUCAUUUCCCAGCCAACUAGGUCAUGUUGGCUCCGCCUCCAGGUUUUGUGAAGAGUCUGUGCUUGAUGACUUGGCCAAGUUAAAAAGCAGAGUUGCGGCCCUCAAGGCAAAUAUACAGACUGAGGCAGAGAUUCAGAAGCAGACACAGCCUUUCCUGGAGGUGGCUGAAGAGCGUCUGAAGGAGGCAGAGGACGAGGUGGAGGGUAUGAGGAUGUCGAGUCAGGCUCUGGUGGAGUUUUUCUGUGAAGAUGACAGCACUUUUAAAUUGGAGGAGGCUUGCAGGGUCUUUCAUUUGUUUUGCCACCGCUUCCAAAGAGCAGUCCAGGAAAAUGCAGAACGUGAAUUGAAAGAACAGAAACGUCUGGAACGCCAACGUGAGAUGGCAGAAAAGCGUCGCUCUCUGGUAGUUUGCACUGGGUUAGACCUGAGCCUGAGCCUCGCCAGAGAGCCUCCCAGUCAGGAGAGCCAGGAUGAGCUGGAAAAACUCCUAGAGAGGAAUCUAAGCUACACUUGGAGCCGUCGUAGUCUUAGAAGCUCUGAUUCCCGCAGAUACCUCCAACACUCUCACAACGAUAGCCAUCUCCACAACUCACCAGUGUUCAAGAGCUUCCCUGAGCUGGGCAGCAGCCCGACAUCAACCAGUUAUCACUCAAACAGCUCCUCUGACCACGAGACCUCUGCUGUUCUCUGCAGCUCUCCAGAGACUGAUGGCAUGUGUUCCCCCAUUGACCAAGGACCCGUCCUGGGCCGAGGGAGCACGGCUCAGCACAGCCAAGAAACAAAAUUAAACACUGAAGCAGCAACAUUUAGUCAUUCUCAGCAUGAAAGUGGCUUUGUUGUGAAACAACAUGGACCUGAGAGUAUUUCUUAUCUGAGGCAAAACCAAUCCAAGUUAACGGGAACUGAAAAAGAAGUGGAUUUUUCUCAUGAAAACAUGGCUUUAGUUAACUGUUCCUAUACAGACUCUACUUCUGCUCAUAGCAGACCAACCCAGUGUGUUAAAAGCAGAACUUCCACUUACAGGCAGAAUUUUGGCCUGCCAGUAAUGCCCAGUAAUCAUCCUAUUCACUCAAAAUCCAACAGCUCUUGUGUCAAUGAGGAAUUACAACCAUCUGUUCAUACAAGUGGAAUACAGUCUUGUAGUGACAACAGUACUGGGCUCAUUGGGUACUCCAGAUCUGAGACCAAACUGCAGUCAUCUGUCAGCGCUCCAGUGGAGGAGCAGUCGCAGCCACAGACGAGAGACACACCCUCUAUUGAACCAAGUGCUGCGACGUGUUUGCCUGAUGGAGUUUUAACAAACCGGACAGACACAGAUGUGGUGUCCACACCUGCGGAGGAGACUUGGAUGCCCUCCAGUCUACCGGAGUUCAGCCAGUCACUGCCAGAGGAGGAUCCUGAGUUGCCAAGUACCGAGAGGGAGUCGGGGAGGUCAUAUUCUCGUGUCGGUGAAACGCUGGAGUGCCACACUCUGGUGAAAGGCCUUAGAUCCUAUGACGCCUUGUCACCCCCAGGCUCCCCGCUCCCACGACCAACACCAAGCCUUUGCUCCAAGUGGAGGAAAGAAAGGGAGGUUGACCUUCGAGAGGGGUCGACCCCAGCGUCUCCGACAUCAAAGGAAGAGGCUCGAACCAUGAAGGUCCCUGUACGCAGUGGGAUAGGAGCCAAGAGGGGACUUGUGUCACGUACAGGCCCUUGCAGUAGCACGGGUAUUCCCAGGGUACGCUCUAAAACCGAUUCUUCAUGUGGAAACCCACCCCCUACAAACUCAUCAACUCCUACCCGCCUGGCUACUCCUCGUAGUCUGUCAAUGCGUUCAUCUCCUAUUUCUCGAGCGGCAGAGGUGAAGCGAAGUAACAGCACACGGGAGAGAACUGUAAGUGAGGCGCAGGCUCUGGGGAAGCCCACCCUGGCCCGCAGGACUUCAAACAAAUCUGUGCCAGAGAAAGGCUCUGGCAGCACCCAGCCAACUUUUAUCAGAGGCACUCCUCUCCGCGUUUCCAAACGCCUCGCCCCAAACUCAGAGUCUCAGGUUCCCUGUCAGCCUAGCACUGCCCACAGCCCAUCCUCGGCCACAGCCAAGACCAUACGUACGGCUGUCAUAUCGGCAGCCCGAAAUAAAACUGCCAAGACGACAAGCACAAGCCCCACUCCUGCUAGCUCUAAAAUCCCAACAGCUUCAAGGAUACCUGGGCCCAAAAUGCCUCGAGGGUCUGCCACCUCCACCACUCCUGCUGCUCAGCCCCUGUGGAGGUGAUGGACAUGAAUAAGUGCCUCCUCAAACUUCUCCUGCCUUUACAGUUUUGUGAUCGUUUGUUUGAGCUCUUUGUCAGCUGUAGUUCAUUAAAAAUUGAUUUGUGUGACAUGCAUGUGUAGUCUGAGUGCUCAGUUUCUACAUGUGCAAUAGGACCGUGUGGUGGGAGCAUCGGGGAUACUUCAUCUCUUGUUUCACAGGAUAGGGGAUUUUCUGCAGUCUACCUCUAUUUACACCCAUUUGUAUCCUUUGCAGGCAAUAGGACAAGAAAACUGUCUCCAGUUGUAGAACAGGUUGAUACUUAAGUCACAGUAAUAAAAUGCAACACUACUCUGUGCCUUGUAUGUACAAGUGUGCUGCCAGAAGUGUAAUUUGGCAAACUGUUUCAGUCUCUCGUAUGGAACAAAACACUUUUUUUUUUUUUUCUUGUCUUUUUUUUUAGGAAUGCGUCCAAAUGUGAAUACUGUGACCUCUCUGUUAAGUGAUCAUGGUGUUCUCAAACUUGGCUGUCUUACAGUCCUAACUGAACUCGGUACAAUAUUGAACUAUUCAUCCUGUUGUGGUGAGGCCUCAUCAUUAUGAUGCACUUUAUAAACUGAAGAGGCUGUUGGGGGAUUGUUAUUAUUAUUUUGCUUAUUUUAUAUCAAAAGAGUAAGUUUAUUGAAUAGCAGUGGUUGUUAUUCGCUGUAUUAUAUGGUUUUGUA
Messenger RNA from Neolamprologus brichardi, 4227 nucleotides. It is a transcript of the gene fhdc2, whose product is annotated as FH2 domain containing 2. The record is from RefSeq and is a predicted model, not a curated record. Lineage: Eukaryota; Metazoa; Chordata; Actinopteri; Cichliformes; Cichlidae.